This is a messenger RNA of Suncus etruscus (white-toothed pygmy shrew), 2857 nucleotides long. RefSeq names its product Rho GTPase activating protein 24 (gene ARHGAP24). Gene Ontology annotation, molecular function: GTPase activator activity. The record is from RefSeq and is a predicted model, not a curated record. Lineage: Eukaryota; Metazoa; Chordata; Mammalia; Eulipotyphla; Soricidae. Bases 17 to 2266 code for a protein of 749 amino acids. The transcript is spliced from 9 exons. Gene Ontology annotation, biological process: activation of GTPase activity; signal transduction; negative regulation of Rac protein signal transduction. Gene Ontology annotation, cellular component: focal adhesion.
UUCCAUCAGAUUGAUAAUGGAGGAGAACAAUGAUUCCACAGAGAACACCCAGCAAGGCCCAGGGCGGAACAAUGCCAUGAAGUGUGGGUGGUUGAGGAAGCAAGGAGGCUUUGUCAAGACUUGGCAUACACGCUGGUUUGUGCUCAAGGGAGAUCAGCUCUAUUAUUUCAAGGAUGAAGAUGAAACCAAGCCUUUGGGUACAAUUGUUCUGCCUGGAAAUAAAGUCGUUGAACAUCCUUGCAAUGAAGAAAGUCCAGGGAAAUUCCUUUUUGAAGUAGUUCCAGGAGGUGACCGAGAUCGGAUGACAGCAAAUCAUGAGAGCUACUUGCUUAUGGCAAGCACCCAGAAUGAUAUGGAAGACUGGGUGAAGGCUAUUCGCCGUGUGAUAUGGGGACCAUUUGGAGGAGGUAUUUUUGGACAGAAGCUGGAAGAUACUGUUCGGUAUGAGAAAAGAUAUGGGAAUCGUCUGGCUCCCAUGUUGGUGGAACAAUGUGUGAGCUUUAUCCGGCAAAGAGGCCUCAAGGAAGAGGGUCUCUUUCGGCUGCCAGGCCAGGCAAAUCUUGUGAAGGAACUCCAAGAUGCCUUCGACUGUGGUGAGAAACCAUCAUUUGACAGCAACACGGACGUGCACACAGUUGCUUCUCUCCUUAAACUCUAUCUCCGGGAACUUCCAGAACCAGUUAUUCCUUAUGCCAAGUAUGAAGAUUUCUUGUCCUGUGCCAAACUCCUCAGCAAGGAAGAGGAAGUAGGUGUGAAGGACUUAGCAAAACAAGUGAAGAGUUUGCCAGUAGUCAAUUACAACCUCCUCAAGUAUAUUUGCAGGUUUUUGGAUGAAGUACAGUCCCAUUCUGGAGUUAACAAAAUGAGUGUACAGAACUUGGCCACUGUCUUUGGCCCUAAUAUUUUGCGCCCCAAAGUGGAAGAUCCUUUGACCAUUAUGGAGGGCACAGUUGUGGUUCAGCAAUUGAUGUCAAUGAUGAUUAGUAAACACGAUCGCCUCUUUCCCAAAGAUGUAGAACUUCAAAGCAAACCCCAAGAUGGAAUGACCACCAAUAACAAUGAAACUCAGAAGAAAGCUACCAUGGGUCAGAUACAAAACCAAGAGAACAAUAAUACUAAAGAUAGUCCUGGCAGACAAUGUUCUUGGGACAAGUCAGAGUCCCCCCAAAGAAGCAAUGUGGAGAAUGGGUCACCCACAACUCUCUCAGGCACCAAAACCAAUAGUCCAAGGAACAGUGUUCAUAAGCUGGAUGUCUCUAGGAGCCCGCCUCUUACGGUGAAAAAGAAUCCAGCCUUCAAUAAGGGCAGUGGAAUAGUCACCAAUGGGUCUUUCAGCAGCAGUAACACAGAGGGACUUGAGAAAGCUCAGACUACUCCCAACGGGAGUUUACAAGCCAGGAGAGCCUCUUCCCUGAAGGGACCUGGUACUAAAAUGGGCACACACAGUGUGCAAAAUGGGACCAUGCGCAUGGGCAUUCUGAGCAGCGACACCCUUGGGCCCUCCACGAAUGGCCGUAGCAUGAGUUGGCUGCCCAAUGGCUACGUGACCUUGAGGGACACCAAGCAGAAGGAGCAAUCAGGAGAGUCAGGCCAGCACAAUAGACUAUCUACUUAUGACAAUGUCCAUCAGCAGUUCUCCAUGAUGAACCUUGAUGACAAGCAUAGUGUGGACAGUGCCACCUGGUCCACAUCUUCCUGUGAAAUCUCCCUUCCUGAGAACUCCAACUCUUGCCGAUCCUCAACUACUACCUGUCCAGAACCAGACUUUUAUGCAGGCAAUUUUGAGGACCCUGUUUUGGAUGGGCCUUCUCAGGAUGACCUUUCUCACCCUGGAGACUAUGAAAACAAAAGUGACCGGAGGAGUGUGGGAGGUCGAAGUAGUCGUGCCACAAGCAGCAGUGACAACAGUGACACAUUUGUUGGCAACAAUACCAACAACCACAGUGCACUGCAUAGUCUAGUUUCCAGCUUAAAACAAGAAAUGACCAAACAGAAGAUAGAAUAUGAAUCUAGGAUAAAAAGCCUAGAACAGAGAAACUUGACUUUAGAAACAGAAAUGAUGACCCUUCAUGAUGAACUAGAUCAAGAAAGGAAAAAAUUCACAAUGGUAGAAAUAAAGAUGCGAAAUGCCGAGAGAGCCAAAGAAGAUGCAGAAAAAAGAAAUGAUAUGCUUCAGAAAGAAAUGGAGCAGUUUUUUUCCACCUUUGGGGAGCUGACAGUGGAACCUAGGAGAACUGAGAGAGGAAACACUAUAUGGAUUCAAUGAGCCUGGAUUCUACUCUCUCUGAUGGGGUCUGGGAUGGACUGUGAAGGUCCUGUUGGGAGCGUAUGGGAUCAGGUGACAGGUUGCUUGGUUGUGCGGUACUCUCACUGGUGAAGGAAUAUCACAUCUAGACAUCACCCAUCCAUAUCUGCAAUGUGUACCAAAGUUAUAUCAUGCCUCAUAAUGCUACUGUCAAGUGUUAAACUGGAUAUGUGUAUAUAGAGUAGUUUUUAAAAAAGUAAACUAAAAAUGAAAAGCAUAGCUCAGAAUUAUUUUAUUGCAAGUCUUGUAUGUAAAAUGUUAAAUCAAUAUGUUGCAAUUUAGCUUGCUUUUAAGCUUCACUUCUUGCACUUAACAUAACAUAAGCUAUUUUUGGCAUUGUGUUAUCAUCAGCUUAUUUUAUAGAUCAAUAUUUUUAUUUCCCCUUUUGUUGAGGAAAUGAAGAUAAGCAGACAUAUAAAUAUAUGCAUAUAUCAGGUGAGUUAUUAAAAUCAAAAUAAUACUUUGUGAUUGUGCUAUUUGUACCAAUAGACUUUGCCAUGACCAAAAAGAGAAAUGUAAAUAAUUUUAUAAAACAGAGCAGAAUUUCUAAGA